Messenger RNA from Physella acuta, 1675 nucleotides. RefSeq lists its product as uncharacterized. Gene Ontology annotation, biological process: G protein-coupled receptor signaling pathway. Gene Ontology annotation, cellular component: plasma membrane. NCBI's taxonomy places the organism in Eukaryota, Metazoa, Mollusca, Gastropoda, Physidae. The record is from RefSeq and is a predicted model, not a curated record. Gene Ontology annotation, molecular function: G protein-coupled receptor activity.
AACCCUUCAUCGACGGAGCAAUGCUGUCAACAGCCAUAUUGUUCUGGGCGUUUCCGGUGCUGAACGAGGCCACCUUGUAUCACGUGAUCUCCUUAUCUCCCAGUUCUUUGGCGGAAUAAUCACACCAGUUCAUGGAAUAAAGUAGCACAAGAUGACAAAGCAAUGAUUAGCUUUCUGAUCCAUCAUUAUGUUGACAUGUUCUCUAAGCAUAGAGCCCCCUGUAUUACACAAUAGAAAAAAUAAUUUGUUUACUUAAAAAUGUGAAGCUAAAUCUUACCUGAAAGGACUUUCUGUGGUCUGUGCUGUUUUUGUUCUAGAAAAAUGGAUUACCAGAUCAACAGCUCAAAACUUUUUCACAAGUAUGAAUGAACUAUGGCGCCACUGAACAACGUCACCGGUAACCUGACCCAAAUCAUCUCCUCUUUGUUUAUUUACACUCAGAUCGAGGCUCGCUUUCUUGUGUACUACCACGUUGAGAUCGUGCUCAGUGUCGUCACGGUACUGACCAACAUCACCACCCUCGCUGUCAUCAGCUGCAACUCCAAGCUGAGGAUCCUCUCCAACGUUUUCUUCGCCUCCCUAGCCGUGUGCGACGUGUUCCAAGGAAUCUUCGGCCUCAUCUUCAACGGGAUCAGAAUCUACGGCUGCGUCACCAACGACUGGAGCGACCUGGGAUACGCUGGCUCGUCUGCUCUACAGUUUCUCUGGUGGUUCGCGACUAUUUACAGCUACGGCUGUUUGAUUCUAAUCACGCUGGAGAGAUGGAUAUUCAUAGCUCAUCCGCUGGUCUACAAGAGAAGCUGGAAUGUUAAAGUAACAGUUUUAGGGUUGCUGGGUUUUUCGGUUGCUUCUUUCGCAGGCAGCUACAUCGCGAUAAGUAGAGGAUUAUUCUCCGCCAACAUCAAGUACGUAUUUCCGGUUGCCCACACCGUGGUCAGUUUCGUCAUCUUCUCCGCCUACGUCCACAUCAUCGUCAUCUCUUACCGUCAACAAAGAGCCAUCCUCAGACUGGUCGUUGGGCCGGACUACAAGACCAGGACUUCCUGUGAAGAGACGCAUUAUAUUUUAUGCCGGAACUGGAAAGCCCUGAAGAUGUCUCUGAUCGUCUUCACGACCUACUUCUGCACGGUCAGUCCCUGGACCUACUUUCAGGCGUUUCAAACACUGACCAGCCCAUCUGAGCUCAAGGCAGAAGUAGCUCAAGCUCUCAACACAAUCACGUGCGUUCACUUCUGCUCAAACUUUUUUGUCUACGCCAGCCAGAACCGGGACUUUUACGACGUGCUGAAAGAAUACUGCACACGAUUGUGCAAGUGUCGAGACAGACCUAACCAAAUGCGCACCGUGUCUUCCGGUGUCAUGUCAAUGAGUACCCCAGACCAACUCCACAUGUGAAACAGGGUUAAAUGCUGAUACAAUUCUUUUAUUAUUCCUAUGGCAGGUCCAAGGAUUAUUUUUCAACACACUCAUUAUGAGGUACAUAAACCAAUACAUUUUCGCCUUUUAUUUGAUGUGUGGAAGUAAUAGAUCCAGUGAAAAAAAACAACAUAUAAAUGGCAUUUGUUUGACCAAAACACAGGCCACUUGUUCCCAAAAUGAUUAUUCCAUUAAAAUAUUUCUUUAUGUUUAUAUCACAGCAAAUGUCGCUAAUAAAAUGUUCAGAAUGUUUAUUGAU